Molecule: messenger RNA, 971 nt
Organism: Myzus persicae (green peach aphid)
Lineage: Eukaryota; Metazoa; Arthropoda; Insecta; Hemiptera; Aphididae
Gene: Sdhaf3
Product: succinate dehydrogenase assembly factor 3, mitochondrial
Exons: 3
Coding region: 215-583 (122 amino acids)
Biological process (GO): mitochondrial respiratory chain complex II assembly; succinate metabolic process
Cellular component (GO): mitochondrion; mitochondrial intermembrane space
Source: RefSeq, a predicted model, not a curated record
ACGAUUAUCAAUAACAUUCAAGAUUUUAUAUCACACAGAAAGACCUAAAGGCUGAAAAGUGAAAAUAUGUAGGUUGUAAAUCCAAUUUUCGACUUAUCCGCAAGGUUAUAAAUUAAGCCUUAAAGCGCUAGCCUCUGAGUAAGGAAUAAACUCUUAAGAAAAUAGAGAACUGAUAAUAUUACAACAUCUUCAGAGUAUACAUACAUGCUAUGUGAUGUCCGGUCUAAAUCAUGUACAAAGAGUUCGUUUAUUGUAUAAAACUAUUUUAAGGCUGCACAGAGGCCUACCAAAUGAAUUACAAGAACUUGGUCAAGCAUAUGUACGUGAUGAAUUUCGUCGACAUAAAAACUGUAAUCCUAAAGAAGCUCAAACAUUCAUGCUGGAAUGGAGUAAAUACACAUUGACACUAUCAGAGCAGUUGUUAAAGAACUCAAAAUCAAAUAUUGGUUUUGGAAAAAAUAUUGAUAAACAUGAUGGUGCAUUAGACUCUUUCACAGAUGAUCAAAUUAUACAACUUUAUAAUUUAUUCAAGGAAACUACUGGAAUCCAAGACAAAACCAUUGAAUCUGAGCUUUCAAAAUAAUUCAAUUAAACUAUGUUUAUAGUACCUACUUAAUACAUAUAGAUAUUUAUUUAUGUUACAAAUUUGUAACUUUGGUAGUUGCUUUAAAAUAUAAUAUUAUUGUUACUGCAUGUAAUUUUUUAAUUUGUUGAAUUCUCAAAUUAUAUACAUCAUACUUAACAUACACAUAUUUUGUAAAUUAAUUUUAUUUACCUCAAUAAAAAAUUAUGAAUAUUUAUAUAUGCAUAACAUUAUAAUGCAAAUGGUUCUCUCUUAGUCAAAUAUAGUAUUAUAUUUUUAUCAUCAAAAAGUAGCGUUUGCUAUUAUCAUUGAUGAUCAAAUUAACAAGAAAUCAUUUUAAUUGUUUUCCAUUUGUUAAAUUACUUAAAUAAAACUUUUGUGCAAUUAA